AUGCGUCCGUAUUACAAACUUUUUAUGAUGUUUACUGCAUUGUUGGUGACCAUCAUAUUUAUCCGGUUCGUGGUGUAUGAUCAGUGCAUAAAACAAGCCGUGAACAGUUACCAAGUACUUGCUGACCACAAUCGCGCUCGACUUCAGGAUGGAAGCACGGUGCACCGAACACGGUACGUGCUGCUCUACACAAGUUUCUUCUCUGAGAGCUAUUGGGGAUUACCGGCAGAAACGCUCGGUCCGGAUUACUUUGCGUUGAAACACUGCCCGGUAACAAACUGCGUCUUGACGAGCAACCACGGGCUCCUUUCUUCGGUGGCGGAGUAUGAUGCAGUUGUAUUUCACGUCGCCACCCCGCUGGACGUGUCGCUGCCAAAAGUUCGCGCCCCCAAACAAAUCUAUGUGGCCGCCAUUAUGGAGUCACCAGCGCACACAAAGCACCUUCUGGCGUUGGACACGGACUACUUCAACUGGACCAUGACCUAUCGCUUGGAUUCGGAUGUGCUCUUUAACUACUUAAACAUUGUGGAUAUAGAAAGCGGUGAAGUGAUCAGUCCAGGUUUAAGUCCCACGUGGCGCAAUGGGCACCGUGAGUACGUCAAUGAGUCACUUAUCGCAACCGUGAGCCAAAAGCGGAAGAUGGCUGCGCAGUUUGUCUCGCAUUGCGGCGCAUUAUCCGAACGCGAUCGUCUGGUUCAGCAUAUGCAAUCAGCAGGACUGGAGGUAGACGUUUACGGCUCCUGUGGUCCUUUAAAAUGUCCUCGAGGAAACCCUGAAUGCGACACCAUGCUUGACACAACGUAUUGGUUUUAUCUAUCGUUUGAAAACUCGCUCUGCGUUGACUACGUGACGGAAAAGCUGUACAACGCACUGAAACAUACGAUCGUUCCGGUUGUCUUUGGAGGCGCAGACUACGAGCGCUUUGUCCCUCCAGGAUCUUACAUCAACGCACAGGACUAUGCGACGGUGAACGAGCUGGUCGAUUAUCUCUUCUACCUGAUGGAUAACCCGAAGGAGUAUGCAAAGUACUUCUGGUGGAAGGAACACUACGCACUGGACCACACGAAUUCGUACUGCGAGUUAUGUCAGAAGCUACACAGUGUAGGUACGAGGGAAAAGGUUCAGUAUUACCAGGAUAUUAAAGCCUGGUGGUACGAUGAUGCUUGUGUAGAAAAAUCGAAGAUUAAAUUUUGAUUAUGAACUGA
This is a messenger RNA of Anopheles coustani, 1205 nucleotides long. RefSeq names its product alpha-(1,3)-fucosyltransferase C-like. The coding region runs from base 1 to 1194 and encodes 397 amino acids. The transcript is spliced from 2 exons. Gene Ontology annotation, molecular function: alpha-(1->3)-fucosyltransferase activity. The record is from RefSeq and is a predicted model, not a curated record. NCBI's taxonomy places the organism in Eukaryota, Metazoa, Arthropoda, Insecta, Diptera, Culicidae. Gene Ontology annotation, cellular component: membrane.